Messenger RNA from Camelus dromedarius (Arabian camel), 2472 nucleotides. RefSeq names its product chromosome 30 C8orf89 homolog (gene C30H8orf89). The transcript has 7 exons. NCBI's taxonomy places the organism in Eukaryota, Metazoa, Chordata, Mammalia, Artiodactyla, Camelidae. The record is from RefSeq and is a predicted model, not a curated record. The coding region runs from base 1700 to 2317 and encodes 205 amino acids.
AUUUCAAAUUCCCAAUUUAUCCCUGUAAAGUAUCCUUUAUUUUUCUUUUCCCAUUAGAAUUAGGUGGUGACCAUGUUUUCAGGAAACAUAGGAUCAAAAAUUUUUUUAAAUUUCAGCACAUUCUUUAAGUUGUACAUUAUUCUUGCAGCUGUAGGUUUUUCUCCCCCCUAACUUAUUAUGGAAAAUUUCAAACAUACACAAAAAUGUAGCUAUUAUACAUGAUCCCUCAUAUAUUCAUUGUGUAAACUUUUUCAAAAUACUCAGUUUUAAGGAAGUUUUUCUUAACCUUGUUUGACACCAGGCGUUGAUUGUUAGUCCCUUGGUUGCUUCUUCUGUCCUGGUAGAGAGGCUUCUAAGAAGGAGAGGAUGGUGUGCCUUGGAGCUGAAAGAAAGUUGUCUGGUCAUCUUCACCUCUACAAGUGCAAGGGGAGAAAAGUUCUUAGAUGGGGUCCUGGAUUGUGAUUUGGAGAGUCCUCUUAAGACUUUGGAAAUUAUAAUUUACUCCGUAGUUUAGAUUUGUUGUCAUUUUUAUGAUUGUUGUUGCCCUUAUGUUUGUUUUGUUUUCUCAAGUCUUUAGCAAUAAAUCCUAUGAAAUCAAGAGAAUUCAAGAGCAUCAAAGAAAGAAUGAACUCUUCUUUCUUGUUGCUGGGAAGGAGGAUCAACCGCAAGUAUAGAGUGGUGGCAGCGUUGGAGAAUAACGGGAGCAAUGUGAGCCUCUUAGCGGGCUCAGAGCCAGAGGACUGGCAGCUCUGAUUGGAGAUGCCCACUGAGGUUGUGGCUCUCCCUUUCUCUUCCUGUCCCUGAUGGGCGUUUCCUAGUGCUUUUCACCCCGACUCUGCAGCCCGUAACUCUCUGGUUUCCACUCUUUAACUGCCAACACUGCCAUUUCAAAGCAGACCCAAGAUCUCCUCCCCAAAUCCAAAGACCUUUCCCCCUUUAUUUUUAUCCCAUUUUCUCAUGUCACAACGAAUAAUGUCUCCAGGACCUGAUGCAGCUGUCUCCUUAGGCACGGCCUUCCUGGGAGACAUUCACUUCUCACCACGACCCCACCUCUGAGGCUACUUUAUGUUGCUCUCCAUCCCUCCUCCCCCUUCAUCUUUCCUCUUUUCCCUCUUCCUUGUUUUGUUCCUUUUACUCCUUCUUCCCUUUCCUCUCCCACGUUCUCAUCUUUCCCCUCCUUCCUCGUCAGUGAGCCUCUAAGCGCUUGGACACACGCACACACGUGCACACACUCCAACUAUAUGAAACUACGUUCCUGAGCUAUGUUGUCGCUCAGCUCGCAGUCCUGUUCCCACCCCCACCCCCCUCCCGCCAGCUUUCUGCUUUGUUAGCUUCCCUAACGCCCGAGACCGGAUUACCCGUCUCUCCUGCGUGCCCCGUAGCACCCUGUUUCCCCAUCGUAGCACUUAUCACACUACAUUAUUUGUUCCGCUGUCUGUGUUUCUUUGUGGACUCCGAGCUCCCCCAGGGCAGGGACUGUUUUACCAGGGUUUUCCAAUGCCUUGUGCAGUCCUUGACAGAGAAUCAACCUGCAGCAAAUCAUAUUUUGUAUGAAUGAAUGAGCACAGCUGAAUCUGGAUGUUCAUAACCUUUUUUGUUGGGAAGAUUGGAGGAAUGAACAAAUGCCCACCAAGGAGGAUGGCCGUAGGCAUUCAGGUACAUCUCACCUUCAUCAGUACUGUUAAAAGAAGAAGAAAAAAUGCCGGUGCUAUCUCCUGACAUCAAAUUUGAGACUUCUAAUGUUGCCAGAAAUUCCCUUCGCAGUUGUUUUCUUUUUGAGAGUAGUUGGAGGAAAGCAGUUUUAGAAACACAGAAGAUGAGGAAAGAAUACACCACAGCAUUUGGUCUAGAAGAGUUCAAAGAAUGUAUCAAAAUGCCAUGUUUACCAGGAUUGCAAAAUUGCCCCAAAAGUGUAAGUUCCACUCCACUAGAGGUUCGUAAAAGACUCCUGCGUGCUGAUACCAAGAUGCCUCCUGUCAGCCAUUCUAGUGAGAACAUGUCGAGUUGCCUGCAAGUGUUUUAUUCUCCUCUGCAUAUUGCCCAGCGCCCUGUGAAAGAACAGUCUUGGCAAAGCAGGAUAAAGAAGACAAAGGCAGCAUGUACUGUGGUACCACUUAAGGAGAAACCAAAAGGACUCCUGAGGCAUGCUAAUUCUUCAAUCAAUUUUGGUUCUGGCUUCAGCGAUCCUCUCUCUGGAGCACCAUCUCAGUACUUACAGAGACUUUCCAAAAUGGCCAUAUUGGAGUAUGACACCAUUCGUCAAGAAACAACCAGAAAAUUAAAAAAGAGCAAGAAACAGGAGCCUCGAGACUGCUGAUUAUCACGCAGUGGGAUGCUGUCUUCACUGACUUUUCAGGUUUAUAUUUUUCCUUUCUUUUACUUUUUUCUUUUUUUGAUAUGCAGUAUGUUGUGCAAUGAUUUACAUAAAAAUGGAAAUGUAAAUAGGAAAUAAAUAUUUUGUUAUAUACGGAA